UCCUCUCUCUCUCUCUCUCUCUCUCUCUCUCUCUCUCUUCAUCUGUCAUCAGACCAGAGCGCCAUGGCCAAGUCGAAGGAGCCGGAGUCAGAAGAAGAACCAUGCGUUCCCACCAAUAAGAGGCUGUACAACUUCCUCCUCGUUCUCUUGGGGUCGUCCCUCCUCAUCGCUUUCUGCUAUGAGCUCCUCUUCCCCUAUGGCUCCUCUGACAGCUCCCCUUCGAAGAAAGAAGCAUGUGAUCUUUUUUCUGGGAAAUGGAUCCAGGAUAGUUCUGAUACACCAUACACUAAUUCAAGCUGCAGUUUCAUAUCUAAUCCUCAAAAUUGCUUAACGAAUGGUCGGCCUGAUACUGGCUACCUUCAUUGGAGAUGGAAACCAUAUGAUUGUGAAUUACCUCCGAUGGAUACAAACAAGUUCUUGAAUAAAAUGAGAAGCAAAUCUUUAGCAUUUAUCGGUGACUCAAUCUUCCGCAACCAGAUGGAGUCAUUGCUUUGUCUUCUCUCAAAGGUCGAAGAAGCUAUUUUGGUCUAUCAUGACGAAAAAUUUCAAUCCAAAACAUGGUACCUUCCUUCGCACAACAUCACACUCGGACUAAUUUGGGCUCCUUUCCUAAUCAAAUCUACUGAAGCAAGGUCCAAGAACAAUAUUCAGCUUUAUCUUGAUGUGCUCGAUUAUGCUUGGACAAGCCAAUAUCACAAAUAUGACUAUGUAAUGUUGUCUGGUGGGCAAUGGUUCCUCAAAGAAACCAUAUUUUGGGAGAACAACACAAUCAUUGGCUGCCACGACUGCAUGGGGAAGAAGCUAAGGGAGCUCGGAAUGGACUACUCUUACCAAAAAGCACUUCGAUUAGUCUUCCAAUUCAUGAGCACCUCAGAACACAAGCCACUUGUGGUUUUGAAAACCUGGACUCCGAGCCACUUUGAGCAUGGGAAGUGGAACACCGGGGGGAUUUGCAACAGAACAGAACCUUUCAAAGAAGGGGAAUAUACUGCUGAUCCAGUGGAUGCGACAAUGAGAAAUGUGGAGCUAGAGACUUUCCAGGAAGGAUCGAACAAUGGGUUGCGUGUGAAACUCCUCGAUACGUAUCAUCUUUCACUGCUGAGACCUGAUGGUCAUCCAGGACCCUACAGAAGAUUCCACCCUGAUAUCAGUAAGAAACUACAGAAUGACUGUCUUCAUUGGUGCUUGCCUGGGCCAAUCGAUACCUGGAAUGAGAUGCUCAUGGAGAUUCUGAUGAAUGAGGCGGAACUGAGAUCUGCUUUCUAAAAAUAACCUAAUGAGCCUCUUCCAAGAGCCCAAGGCAUCCAUGAACUAGUUUGCUGGAUCAGGGGAGAGCUCAUGAUCCCAUGUGUUGUGGUUUAUUGGUGGAUUACAAUGAUGCCAAUAGAAAAGCUUCUGUACUCAUGCUUUUAAGAUUAAUUCUUUUUUGGAUAUUGGACAAAGUCAUUGUGUUGAAUUGCCUAGUGUCAUCUAAUUAAUGGAAUAAAAUAGAUCAAUGUCCUGCGUUGUCAUUAUUGGCUUCAAACAAAUAAAGGUCUUCAUCACCUUAUCUUUCUCA
This is a messenger RNA of Musa acuminata AAA Group (dessert banana), 1558 nucleotides long. Its product is annotated as protein trichome birefringence-like 26. Gene Ontology annotation, molecular function: O-acetyltransferase activity. The transcript is spliced from 3 exons. The record is from RefSeq and is a predicted model, not a curated record. Gene Ontology annotation, cellular component: Golgi apparatus. NCBI's taxonomy places the organism in Eukaryota, Viridiplantae, Streptophyta, Magnoliopsida, Zingiberales, Musaceae. The coding region runs from base 64 to 1266 and encodes 400 amino acids.